Salvia splendens (bonfire salvia) is the source of this 632-nucleotide messenger RNA. Its product is annotated as ctenidin-1. The transcript is spliced from 2 exons. The record is from RefSeq and is a predicted model, not a curated record. Lineage: Eukaryota; Viridiplantae; Streptophyta; Magnoliopsida; Lamiales; Lamiaceae. The coding region runs from base 68 to 529 and encodes 153 amino acids.
UAUAAAUACAGAACCAGUCGCAGCAUCACACUCACCAAAAACAAAUAUCAUAUUUUGAGUGGAGAAAAUGAGUUCCAAAGCGAUUCUUCUUCUAGGCCUUUUCUUGGCUGUGGCUCUUCUGGUUUCUUCACAAGUAGCUUCCGCUACCGUUGAUCCAUCCAAGGAAACCGAUCGGCGCGGCGGAUACAAUGGUGGUGGUGGCGGAUACGGCGGUGGAGGCGGAUACGGCGGUGGAGGCAAUGGUGGUGGCCGUGGAGGCGGAUACGGCGGUGGAGGCAAUGGUGGUGGCCGUGGAGGCUACGGAGGAGGCGGUCAUGGAGGCUACGGAGGGGGCGGCCAUGGAGGCUACGGAGGUGGGCAUGGAGGCAAUGGUGGAGGAGGCCACGGAGGCUACGGAGGGGGCGGCCAUGGAGGCUACGGAGGAGGCGGUCAUGGAGGGUACGGAGGGGGCAAGGGAGGAGGCGGAGGAGGCCACGGAGGCAACCGUGGUGGGCGCGGAGGCCAUGGAGGAGACGAAGGUGGCAAUUAAUGUCCCCAUGGAUGCUGAAGGAAGGGUUAUGAAGCCAUUGCUAUUUGCUAGUGUGUAUCUAAUAUGCCAUCAAUAAAAUGCAAUGGAUAUCUACUUCUAUUAA